AUGAAAAGCCCUUGUCGCCAUCGUUGGUGCCCCUGUCUCGGCGUGAAACUUGCUCAAAUGGUUGUUGAAACGAACUCACUAUCCGAGACUGCGCCCCAAUUGUUUGGUCUACCAGCUUCAAUCCAGCAUCCCAUGCAACUCCUAAUCAUAUUUGUCAGCGCUGAUACAUGCGACUCCGGUCUUCGUCAACUUCUGAGUUCUCCGCGUGGUCCGAGGCCACAGAAAUUGGCGAUCGCGACAGGGCAUGAUAAUAGCCUUCUCGUGUCUCAUCACCUGGAUCAGACAGCCACGACAAUGACCAUUCCAUUCGUGCGUGAAGUGAAUGCCAAGUGA
Molecule: messenger RNA, 333 nt
Organism: Mesocestoides corti
Lineage: Eukaryota; Metazoa; Platyhelminthes; Cestoda; Cyclophyllidea; Mesocestoididae
Source: the annotation of a GenBank genome assembly